Tetranychus urticae (two-spotted spider mite) is the source of this 733-nucleotide messenger RNA. NCBI's taxonomy places the organism in Eukaryota, Metazoa, Arthropoda, Arachnida, Trombidiformes, Tetranychidae. The record is from RefSeq and is a predicted model, not a curated record.
AUUAUUUUUUUCUAGAUUUUGUGCCUGCUAAAAAUGACGAAAGUUCGUGGUAAAAAUUUUACUGAUAAAGAAAAGGAACUUUUGGUUUCUCUUAUUGAAGAUCAUCCUAAAAAAGAGUUAACAACGAACCGAAACAACGACAAAGAUACUUCUAUUGCUAAGAAGAACUUCUGGUGCGAAAUUGCUCAAAGUUUCAAUAACGCUAGCGGAAAUGAAACAACUUUCAAUGGUGACCAGUUGAAAGUUUGUUUUAAAAACAUGGUAACUCGUGCUAAAAAUGCUCAAGCGGAAAACAAAAAAGAAACGAUAAAAACGGGUGGUGGUCAAAAGGAAAGUGAAAUCGGUUCAAUCAAUAGUAAAGUUAUUAAUGUGAUUGGAGAUACCAUAAAGCCAUAUGACAACCAAUUUGAUUCAGAUGCCAAGUUCUUUUCUCAAUCAGAGGUGCUUACUCUGGAUGAUGAAAAUGAAUCAUCCCAAAUUACGCUAGCGUCAACUAAACAGCCAGUGAUGGAACAAAACAAAAAAAGAAAAUAUGCUUCGAUAGAGGAGAAAAAUGUUUUUAUUGAGAAAAUGGAAUUGGAAAAGUCUGUUUUGAUGCAAAAGAUGCAGAAUAUGAAAAGAAAACAAUUACUUCUUGAUCUUCAAAUUAAACAAGUACUUGCAUCCUCUGGAAUAGAUUACUCGGUCGAUGUUGAAAGUACGCUAGCGGACCUUGGCUCAAAUUGAUUUAUUA